Messenger RNA from Caenorhabditis briggsae, 2490 nucleotides. The transcript is spliced from 18 exons. The record is from RefSeq and is a predicted model, not a curated record. Gene Ontology annotation, biological process: transmembrane transport. Gene Ontology annotation, molecular function: transmembrane transporter activity. NCBI's taxonomy places the organism in Eukaryota, Metazoa, Nematoda, Chromadorea, Rhabditida, Rhabditidae. Bases 1 to 2490 code for a protein of 829 amino acids.
AUGCUGCGACUUUGGGGAAAUUAUUUUCGAAUCAUCAUAGUGCUCAUGAGUUUUUUGUGCUUGGUUUCUGUAUGCUCGAAUUAUAUAAUCAUAAAUUUCACAUUCAUUUGUAUGAAGGACGAUUUCAGUGUAACGAUUGAUGAUAGGAAUGGGACUCUCAAAAGCAUCUAUGACUACAGUCCUACUGAAAAGAAGUACAUUUUAUGGGCAGUCGCGUUUGGAACCAUGAUCGGAACGUUUCCCAUUAAUUUUCUCUAUGUUAGAUAUGGAGCCAGAAUUCCAUUCUUCUCGGCUGGAGUUUUAUCAGCAAUCACAACGGCCUUGACACCAUGGGCUGCAGGACAGUCCAUGUGGAUUUUUGUGGCGUUGAGAUUUAUGCAGGGAGUCGCUUAUUCUGCAGAUUUCGCUGCCAUCGGAAUCGUCAUCUCAAAAUGGGCGCCUCUAAACGAAACUGCGAUUUUCAUAGCUACUCUGACAUCUUUCACCUCCAUUGCUUCAAUUAUAACAAAUGGUGUCACUGGACUGAUCUGUGACAGUGCACUUGGCUGGAAAUGGAGUUUCUAUCUGCAUGCAGGUGCUUGCUUCUUUGUUUUUACAAUUUGGGUUCUGAUCUACAAAGACGAUCCGACAUUCCACACAUGUGUCAGUGUUAGAGAACUCGGGAAAAUCCAGAAAAACAAAUCAGAGGCUCAUAUCAAGGAUGGAAUGAAGGUUCCGUACAAGGAAAUAUUCACCAGUCCAGUUGUGCUUACAGUAUGGCUAUGUGCAUUUACGGAGCUCUCAACAUUGAUUCUAAUUGCCACGUAUGCUCCAAUUUAUUUCAGAAGUGUGCUGAAAUUUGAUAUUAAAAUAAUUGGAUUCUAUCUUGGAAUCAUGACCGCAAUCCACCUCCCAUUCAGAUUUGUUUGCGCAUUUUUGAGUGAUAAAAUGAGUUGUAUCUCUGAAAUCGCAAAGAUCCACAUCUUCAACACUUUGGCAGUUGGAUUCGUUGGAAUAUCUUUCAUAGUUUUUGGAUAUAUUCCAGCCGAACACAAUAUCUCUGCUGUGGUAUGCUUGGCGAUUCUAGAAUGUUUCAUCAGUUUCAAUAGUGGAGGAUUUUAUAAAUGUGGAACGUUGCAUUCAAGACAAUUCGCCUCUACCGUAAUCUCGGCUAUCCAAUUUACCAAGUGUAUUUCUCUAUUCUCCGGUCCCGCUCUUGUCGCAUUUUUUGUCUCCGACGAAUCGAGUCAAACCCAAUGGAGUCAUGUAUUCAUGACACUUGCUGGAUGCUCAUUCUUUGCCAACAUUCUGUCCUUCAUAUUUUUCACCGAUAAACCAGCAAAAUGGACAGAAUACGAUGGAAGUGUUGUGAAAUAUUCAAAAAAGGAAGAGGAUACGCUCAAAAGCGCCUAUGACUUCAACCAGACUCAAAAAACCUAUAUUAAUUGGGCUGUAGGAUUUGGCACUUUUCUUGGAACAUUUCCCAUGAACUACCUUUUUGUUCGAAUUGGAGCCAGAAUCCCUUUUUUCUCCGCUGGGUUUCUGUCAGCAGUUGCUACUGGGUUAACACCUUUUGUCGCCGGACAAUCAAUGUGGAUUUUUGUGGCGUUGAGGUUUUUACAGGGAGUCGCCUAUUCAGCGGAUUUCGCCACCAUUGGAAUCGUCAUUUCUAAAUGGGCACCUCUUAACGAGACUGCUAUUUUCAUAGCAAUUCUUACUUCGUUCACUUCUAUUUCUUCAAUUAUUACCAGUGGAGUGAGCGGAGUGCUAUGCGCCAGUAGCACUUUUGGCUGGAAAUGGAGCUUCUACCUUCACGCUGUUUCUGGAUUUAUCCUCUUUAUUAUCUGGUUUUUUCAAUACAAAGAUGAUCCAACACUACACAAAAGUGUCAGCUCAAAAGAGCUCUUCAAAAUUCAAAAGAACAAAUCGGAAGCCCAUAUAAAGGAUAACAAAAUAGUUCCAUAUUUCAAGAUCUUCACAAGUCCAGUUAUUCUGACAGUCUGGUUUUGUGCAUUCACAGAAUUGUCUACUUUUAUUUUGAUUUCUCAAUAUGCACCUGCUUAUUUCCGAGAAGUUUUGGGAUUUGAUAUUGUCACAAUUGGACUACUGAACGGAAUCAUGACAGGAAUUCACAUCCCAUUCCGAUUUGUAUUCAUCCCAGCGAAGCAUAACAUAAUGGCAGUUGUUUGUUUGGGGAUUUUGGAAUGUUUUAUGAGUUUCAAUAGUGGAGGAUUCUAUAAAUGUGCAACUCUGCAUGCGAGACAAUUCUCAUCUACCGUAAUUUCGGCAAUUCAAUUCUCAAAAUGCAUUGCUUUGAUCACCGGACCAGCUCUUGUCAACUUGUUUGUCUCUGAUGAAUCAAACCAAUCUCAAUGGAGUCAUGUCUUCAUGACACUUUCUGCGACUACUUUUUUGGCCAAUAUUCUUUCAUUCGUUUAUUUCACGGAUCAACCAGCAGAGUGGACCGAAGAAUCAAAGUAUUCGAAGAAGGAGCAGGAUGUUAAUUGUUAG